UUUUCAAAUGUUUGCUCGUCGACACUGCUUACGAACGGAGAGCAGUAAGUAUCGCCUUGACAGUGUCACAGGCGAGAUGUGUCGUCUUUACGCUGUUACAUAAUUGUCAUCUUACUUAUAAUUGCAUUAAUUUAUAUUUAUUCACGGUCUUGUGCGUAUCCGCUCCUUGCUUCACAUGCAACGAGCUUGUCGACCAACCAUGUUGCUACCGAUACUUCUCAUAUCUAUCCUGACAUCCACAAACGCUCAAUCAUUGGAGAGUGUGAUAGAAGAAAUACUGAAGUUGGACCCAUAUCAGAUAUUAAAAAUCCCGAAAUUAUUACCUGAAACUCCUGAGGAUGCAAAGCUUAAUACGAUGCAAUUAAUAAGCAAGUACGGAUAUAACGGUGAGCUGCAUAAAGUGACAACUGAAGAUGGUUACAUUUUGGAACUUCAUCGGAUAACAGGACCAGCAACUUCUACCGAUGCAAAUGAACAAAAACCUGUUGCGUUUGUAAUGCAUGGCCUUACGUGCAAUUCGGCAGUUUUUGUUACUUCUGGCCGUGAGAAUAGUUUAGGGUUUAUUCUGGCAGAUGCAGGGUACGAUGUAUGGCUCGGUAACGUGCGUGGCAGUACGUAUUCUCGUGAACAUACAAAUAGCAAAAUCUCGAAGAAGGACUAUUGGGACUUCAGUUGGCACGAGAUGGGUACGAUUGAUCUUCCAACGAUGAUCGACUAUAUUGUGAAGACCACCGGCCGUGAAACAAUGUUCUACAUAGGACACAGCCAAGGCACCACCACUUUCUUCGUCAUGGCAACGGAACGCCCUGAAUAUCAGGAGCAUAUCGAAGAGAUGUAUGCUUUAGCUCCGAUCGCUUACUGCGGCAGGAUGAAGAAUCUCCUUUUCCAAUUCAUGUCACAGUUCUGUUAUCUUGAAGAAUUUUUCCGGAAAUUAAUUGGCGUCUACGAAGUCAAUCUUGACAACAAAAUAAUAAAAAGAUUUGGACAAGUUUUAUGUGGGGAGAAAGCUGCUACGCAACCGAUAUGCUCAAAUAUGAUGUUCCUGAUGUAUGGAUUCAAUCCUGAUCAACUUGAUCCGACUCUUCUACCGGUAAUCUUAGGACUUAUAGCUAGUGCAUCCACGAAGCAAUUUAUGCACUAUGCGCAACUCAUUAAUUCUGGAAAGAUGAUCACAGCAGGGAGAUUUCAACAAUACGACUAUGGACUUCGCAAUAAAGAAGUACACGGCUCCUUAACUCCACCGGAAUAUAAGUUGAACAAGAUCACUGCACCGAUGCACGUAUAUUACAGUGAAAACGAUUGGUUAGCAAAUAUUAAGGAUGUGGAAAAGUUGACCAGCGAAGUGAGCAAUCUCGCCAGUAAAACCUUAAUAGCAGACAAGAAAUUUAAUCAUCUCGACUUUGUAUGGGCUAAGAAUGUCAAGAAGUAUUUAUACGACCCGAUGCUGAAUCAAAUGGAUAAGAAACGUCAAUGAAAUGUUAGCAGCUAUUUCUCGGAAUUUCUGAGAUGAUUAAUCCACAGAAUUUGCUCAUUCUCGUUGACAAAUGUAUUUUAUUCUUAGAUCAAUGUUUGCGUUUAAUAUAAUUAAAUGUAUAUUGUUUUAAGUUAUUAAUCCUUUGUUAAUGUGUUAUGUUUUUAUAAACCAUUUUAUAUGUUUGCAAUUUUA
Molecule: messenger RNA, 1666 nt
Organism: Solenopsis invicta (red fire ant)
Lineage: Eukaryota; Metazoa; Arthropoda; Insecta; Hymenoptera; Formicidae
Product: lipase 3
Exons: 9
Coding region: 176-1474 (432 amino acids)
Biological process (GO): lipid metabolic process
Molecular function (GO): hydrolase activity, acting on ester bonds
Source: RefSeq, a predicted model, not a curated record